Aspergillus alliaceus is the source of this 1140-nucleotide messenger RNA. RefSeq lists its product as uncharacterized. The record is from RefSeq and is a predicted model, not a curated record. The transcript has a single exon. Lineage: Eukaryota; Fungi; Ascomycota; Eurotiomycetes; Eurotiales; Aspergillaceae. The coding region runs from base 64 to 1140 and encodes 358 amino acids.
CUUCAGUCAUCUGUUAAACUCUCUUUACCGAACUGGCGUUAAUCCUGGUUGGGUUGAGUCAACAUGCUUCCUAAACUAUGCUACCUUUUGUUCUUUUUGUUUCUGGGCCUCGUCGCGGCCAACCCUAUGAGCCUUGAGGAAAGAGGUCUAAAAAAGCCUCCAACCGAAGGCGCAAAGGGCAAAGAGCCCGAGAAAACCAAAACCGUCGGGAUCCAAAAAUUCGAGAUUAAAAACCCAAACGAUAGCAAAUCCAAGGCCAAAUUCCUUGUCUUUGGCUCCCGCAUCACCUUCACAGACACAAAAGAAGCAAAAUCGAUUACCGAUGGCCAUAUCGUAGGACUGGCGCAAGCCGCCUUCAAAGAGAUGACGUCCACAAAGAUCCCCAGUAAGGUCAAGAUGCCAACUGUGAUGAGUGCACUGCAGGUUGGAAACGAGGUGUUCCUUGCGUCCAGCAUGACGGGUGGUUGGGGCACAUACAUCUACACGGCGUUUGAAGGCCAGCGUCCGGUCCCCCCUACUGGUCAAAAUACUGGGGCGGAGGCUUACGGAGAAUUUACCAACGUUCUAACGGAGAAUGCACCAGAUGUCAGAGAUGCCUUGCAAGCCUGCAGUAUCAAAGCCGUGGAUCAGCACGGCAGGAGGGAUUGGGAAUUAACAAACACGACGGAAGCUUCGAUCACCGGUCAGGGGUUGAUGAAUACUAAGCAAAGUGGAGAGAGCCUUCUCCCACGGGGCCCCGACGAAAACAUAAUCCAGCAUAGGUUUAAUGCCAACUGCGGAGAGAUCAUGGCCUCUCUUGCGUAUCGGAUGACCCAUAACAAAAAGACGGAUAAGCUGAGACACUUGACGCCGAAGCCCAAGAUUGUUGCAUGGGAAAAGACCAAGGUGGGGGAAAAUAUCAAACCCCCUUGUGAGCACAAAGAUGGCAACAAAGAGGAGGAUAAAUGCGGCGAGGGUUGGGGUUGUGGGGCGUUCACGGGGAAGGCCGGCAUGGAUUUUGAAGUGAUUAAACCUGAGGUGAAGCCGAUUGACGUGAACGACGCAGCGUUCCCUAAGUUCAAAGUUCACGCUGUGGAUUUCCCCAAGCUCAAGAAGUCUGAAAAGAAGACUCCCAAGCCUUCUGGCCACCAGAAAUCCUGA